UUGAAAGGGCUUACACAUAACUUCAGUUACAAUAUGACCGCUCCAGUGAUUACUUCACUUCUCCUUUUAGGCUUGUUCUGGGUGUCCAGUGCCCGGCACUGGAAACAUUUAGUCCAGGACGGAGAAAUGUUAUCCAGUAAACAUCUAAUCAAGAGAAGCCCCGGGGGUGGUCUAGUUGAUUUAGAGAGGCAUGAAAGUGUGAAAAAGGGAAAACAGAAAAGGAGAGAAACUAAAAUCAAGCCUAAUGAGGAGUGCGGUGUACAGCAUGUACAAUUUACUCCCCCUGAACAUAGUAGAAUGCCGCGUAUUCGAAAUGGUACUUGUGCCCCCUAUGGAUCUUUACCGUGGACAGCGCAAAUACAGAUUAUAAACGACGGUGACUAUAUGCAUCAUUGCGGAGGAACUAUCAUUUCUGAAAACUAUAUUCUAACAGCUAGUCAUUGCUUUGGGAGCUCAUCAGACUAUGGAAUAAUGAAGGUGGUGGUUGGGCAGGACGGGAUGGGGGUUCAGGAGAACAAGGAGAUGGGGUUCCAGAUAGAGAAGGUCUUCAGACACAAGAAUUAUCAGAGUGAAGGACCAUACAGCCAUGACAUUGCAUUGAUUAAACUAAAAAGUAAAGGAGAUGGUAGAGGGAUAAGAUUUUCCCCGGAAGUCCAGCAAAUAUGUUUACCGAAUCCAGAGGAUAAGAUUAAAGACGACCUCCAGUGUGUAAUCAGUGGCUGGGGAAAAACUGAUCCAUCCGGUCCUGUUCGUCCUGACUGUUUACGAGCUGCAACAAUACCAAUCAUAAACCAGGACAAAUGCGAAAAAAUGUAUACAUAUUUUAGCCAAGGAGUUCUUAAAAAUAUGGUGUGUGCUGGGUAUACUGAAGGAGGAGUGGAUGCCUGUAAAGGGGACAGUGGGGGCCCUCUCUCAUGUUUAAUAGAUGGUUCCUAUAAACUGGUUGGUAUUGUUAGUUGGGGGCAUGGAUGUGGACAGGCAAAUAAACCCGGUGUGUUCACACGAGUUCAAUCCUUUCUAGACUGGAUUGAAAACAAGAUGGAGUAGACUGGAUUGAAAACAAGAUGGAGUAAACUGGAUUGAAAACAAGAUGGAGUAAACUGGAUUGAAAACAAGAUGGAGUAGA
Messenger RNA from Eurytemora carolleeae, 1126 nucleotides. RefSeq names its product cationic trypsin. Gene Ontology annotation, biological process: proteolysis. Bases 34 to 1047 code for a protein of 337 amino acids. The transcript has 14 exons. The record is from RefSeq and is a predicted model, not a curated record. NCBI's taxonomy places the organism in Eukaryota, Metazoa, Arthropoda, Copepoda, Calanoida, Temoridae. Gene Ontology annotation, molecular function: serine-type endopeptidase activity.